UUCCGGUGGACAAAUCGGCCAUGUUGAAUAAUUUUCUUUGUGGAAGAAACAUGUCCUGAAAGGUCACCUUUACUAAGAUGUAAAAAGAAUCCAGGUUUAUUUCCUUAAACAAGAAGUUUCUUGAUUCAACACGUCAUUUUGGUGUAUGUAAUCAGUGACAAACAGCCAUGGCCUGUAUACAUUUCAAGUUUAAGAACAGCCUGGACUAUGAUUCCAUUACUUUUGAUGGUCUCCACAUAGCCCUAAAGGACCUGAAGAGGAUGAUCAUGAGCAGGAAGAAGCUCAGGGAUACUGAUGACGACCUACAAAUUAUCAAUGCUAUAACAAAGAAAGCAUACAGUAAUGAUGAUGAAAUGAUUCCAAAGAACUCGUCUGUGAUUGUCGCCCGGAUUCCAGUCACUAACCCUGCUCCUAGGAAUGGACCAAAGACCCUCAAUCAUCCAAAUGCCUACAAAGAGGAACCUAAACCAGUCAGAAAAUCAGUUGUGGAAACCCCUGUGACAAAGACUCAAGAUUUAUUGGAGACUGGAAACCUUCUUGAUGCCAAUGCAUCCGAAGAGGACAAGAUAAAAGCCAUGAUGAGGCAGUCAACAAUGGACUUUGACCCAUCAAACUAUGUAACCAACAAGAAAGCCCCUGUUGGAACUCCUUCCCCCACUUAUAUUUGUAAGAAGUGUGGAAAAUCCGGGCACUUCAUCCAAAACUGCCCUGUAGAACCUGGGGAGGCAAUCGAUAAGGAGAAGCUGGCCAAGAGACCCACAGGAAUCCCCCAUUCCUUUCUCACCAAAGUUGAUGACCCUAAUGCCAAGGGGGCUUUAUUACUAGGCCCAGGUCAAUAUGGAGUACCCACAAUAGACAUGAAUGCCUACAAGGAGAAGAAGAAGGAGCGCCCACCAUUCCUACCCGAGGAGAAGUUGCCCGAGCCCAAGAAGGAGGAGAUCCCUGCGGAACUCCUCUGUCCUAUAUGUAAAGAUCUUUUGACUGAUGCAGUCGUUAUUCCAUGCUGUGGAACAAGCUUCUGUGAUGAAUGCAUAAGAGAUCAUUUGCUUGACACAGAAGAUCAUGUAUGCCCUCACUGUCAUGAAACAGAUAAAUCACCUGACAGUCUUAUAGCCAACAAAUUUUUGCGGCUUGCUGUCACUAACUACCAUAAUGAAACUGGAUACACAAAAGUUACCAAGGCCAUGUUGAAGGCACAGCAAGAAGAGAUGAAGGCUAAAAAAGCAGCUGCAGCUGCUGCUGCUAAGAAAAUGGUAAUAAAGCAAGAAGCAAGUAAACCAACGAUGUCAUCAGAGGUGAGCAGUGCCCCACAAGCAAUUCCAACUUAUGGCAUGAAAUCUGGACAGCAUUAUAAAGUUGGUGGAGGAUCUAAGGGGGUGGGAUCUCCAAGAUCUCCAUCAAAGUUGAAUGACUCCCAGAAUGGCACAGAUCAUGCUCCAGGGAACAAGCCUUCUCUCACUGUGAAUGCCCCUUCUAGUGCUGUCCCUGGUGGUUUGAGUCCACCCACUCCAUGCAAGGAUGAAAAGGAUGUACAUUCACCUUCAGUGUCUUCAGCCCCUGUGUCUAUUCCCUCCACUUCAGGACCAAGUCAGCCAGGAUUAUCAGGUCCACCUACUUCACAACAAAUGUUAUCAAGACCUCCGUUGAUUCCAGUGACUUUUCCGACUGCCCCCAUACAGCCUAUUGGAGUACCUUACAGACCUCCGAUGCCAAUAGUGAAUGCAGCCAUCCCACCACCAGGAUUUUUAGCCCCCCCUCCAGCAGGACCAUUUGGACCAGGACCAAGGUUUCCCCCUGCACCGGCAGUGGUUCCACCUUUUCAAGCAGGUCCCCCUCCACCUGUGCCUUUAAGUAAGGAGGAAUUCUACAGACAACAGAAGAAACUACAGGAACAGCACAAAAAGAAAAAGGCAGAUCCAAUGGAUGUGUUCGCAAGGGAGUUCAUGGACUAUAAGAAGAAACCAAAAUCUCCUUCAAGAUCUAGGUCCAGGUCUCGAUCCAGAACUCCACGGCGAUCAGUCUCUCCACGCAGGUCAAAGUCACGUAGUUUGACUCCCAGAAAAAGGUCACUGUCUCCUAGGAAAAGGUCACUGUCUCCCAGAAAGAGGUCACUAACUCCCAGAAAAAGGUCUUUGACCCCCAGGAAAAGAUCCUUGACACCACGUAAAAGAUCUUUAACUCCAAGAAAAAGGUCUUUGACACCCAGGAAAAGAUCUCUUACUCCAAGAAAAAGAUCUUUCUCACCCAGAUCAAGAACCAGAUCGCGAUCCAGAUCACCAAAUCGUUCAAGAUCCCCUUUUGGGAAACCUAUGUAUCGUUCCAGAUCUCGCACUAGAUCACCUAGGUCAAGGACUCCUCCAAGAUACAGAUCAAGAUCUAGAUCACUCUCUCCAAGGUACCGCUCAAGGUCACCAAGACCAAGGUCAUAUACCAGAAGUCCUCCAAGAUAUCGUUCUAGGUCAAGGACACCACCACCACCAAGAUGGAGAUCUCGUUCCCGGAGUCCUGGCAGAUAUGACAGAUGGACACGGUCUCCACCACCCUAUGGCCGUCGGAGGUCAAGGUCACCCCUACCUCCCAUGUACAGAGGCAGGUCAAGAUCACCCCCUCCUUAUGACUACUACCGACCUGAGUGGGAUGCACCACCACCUAUGUAUGGUGAUUAUAGAGGUCCAAAAGGCCGGCCAGUUGGAAGAGGACCUCCUCCACCACCCCAUUAUGGCUAUCCACCUGAUCCAUACAAUAGGUUUGAUCAACAUGCCUAUGAUGAGUUCUACCAUGAGUUUUACGCACGAUAUGGAAUGCCUCCUCCACCACCCCCCAAUCCUGCCAUGUAUGACGCUCCACCAUACCCUCCCAGAAGAUCUCGAUCUCCAAGAGAGAGACGACCAUACAAAGAAAGGCCACCGCCUCGCUCCAAAAAUGAAGAUAAGCCCAACAAAGCAGAGAAAAAAACAAGUGACAAAAAAACAGAGAAGAAAUCAAGCAAAUCUAGCAGCAAGAAGGAGGAGGGAGGAAGCAAGAAAAAGAAAAGUGAGAAAUCAGCAAACAAAGGAAAGGAUGAGGAAAAUAAGAAAGAGGAGAAAAAAGAGAAUGAUGAAGAAAAGAAAGAAGAAAGCAAAGAUAGCCAUUCAAAGAAAAAGAAGAAGACCUCUUCAAAGACUCAAAAGAAAGAGAAAGAGGAGAGUGAGGUGAAACCAAUAGAGGAGAAGGUGGAUGAAAAGAAAGAUAAGAAAAAGGAGGUGACAUCUGAGGAUGAGGAAGAGAAGAAAGAUUUGAUCAAGAAAGAAAAGAUCAAGGAAGAGGCAGGCAAGAAGAUAAUUAAGGAAGAGGAUGUUAAAGCUGUCAAAAAAGAGGAAGAUAUGAUGGCUGAUGAAAAAUCAAACGAGGAGAACAUAAAGACUAGUAAGAAGAGCAUUUCUAAGAAGGAGGGUGGGGAGAUAAUGGAGGGUAUGAAAUCACCCAAAGAAGAGAUAAAAUCUGCAAAAGAGGAGAGUUCCAAAGACGGAGAUAGGAAAGCCAAGCGUAAGCACAAAAAGGGGACAAAGGAAGCUGUAAAAGACAAAAAGCUGGUGGAGGAGGAGGAAGCAGAAGAAAGUCCUGCCAAACGACAGAGGGUGGAGCAGAUGGACGAGGACAAAGAUCAGAUCAUGUUGUCUCCACCAAUCUUGUCAAAAUGGGAGAAAGACGACUACCAGGAAGACAUAUCCCCUCGCAGGAGCCGUAAACUGUCCCCAGAAGCUAAGCCAAAACAGGAGCGCAAAAUGUUGCCAAGGUCAGUCAUAGAAAAAGCAGAGAAAGCUUUCAGCCAGAAACAACCUCAGCCUAUCUCAGUAGCAUCAUCCAUUAAGCCCUCAUCCAGCCUUGCUAGUCGAUUGGAGAAAUCUCCUCCCCACAGAAUGAAAUCCCCUCCCUCCAGGCUGAGGUCACCAGAGGGGAAAUCUCGCAGAGUUUUCAUGGAGAGCCAGUCCAACAAAAAGGUUGAAGAGGAUAGCAGGAAAGUAUUGAGUCGUGAUAGGUCUAUGCAAAUCACUGUCUCAGGGGAUGUUAAGUCAAAGAAAAAGUCCAAGGACUCAAAGAGUGAGAUUAAAGACUUAAGGGAAUCCCUAAUGGAAAAGCGAAGGGCUUCAGUAAGGAGCUCAUCAACAGAGGAAUGGGAUCAACCCAGAGGAAAGGGAUUCAGUCAUGAUGACAGGAUUUCUGUGAAUUACUCCCGUGAAAAGGAUUGGGAUUUUGUAGAAGAUGACAAGAGUAAUGAUGGUUGGAUAACUAACAAGUCAAAAGGUUAUUCCAAGUCAUCAAAUUCUAGGCCAAGUGGUAAGGACAAUGGUGAAGAAAAAAGAUCUGUUUCAAAGGAAAAGACUAUGGAAAAAAGUAGAAGGAAAUCUAGAGAGAAGGAAUCUCCAAAAAGGGCUAAGAAAGAGGAGGAAAAAGAGGAUAAAGGUGCAAAGAAGAAUUCUAAAUCUCAGGAGAGGAAGGAGGAGAAAGGGAAGAUGGAGGACAAGAAAAAGAAUGAGGAUAAAAGUUCCCAGAAAGAGGGUGCUGAGGUCACAGAAAAGAAAGAAGUGAGUAGUAAAAAAACAGCAAAGGAGGAAGUGUCAGAGGAUGUGAAAGACAAAGUGAAACCAUCACUAAGACAUGACAGAAAGGAGUCUGUGAUGGAUGAAUCCACAUUUGAGCCGGAUUAUAAUGAAGCCUUGGGAAGUGAGGAUGAAGAGGAGGUGCCAAAGCCGGAGGUGAAAAGACAGUACUCCACAGCAGAGAGUGAAAAAGUGGAGAGUGAAAGUGAGGAAGAGAGCUCAGGAGAGGAGAAGGAGAAGAAGCAUAAAAAGAAGAAGAACAAGCAUAAGAAGCAUAAAAAGAACAAAAAGAAGCAUAAGAAAAAGCAUAAAAAACAGGAUGAUGGUGAUGAGUCUUCAUAACAUAACAAAGAACAAUACUUAUAUCUGACUAUUUUGUGAUGGAAGCUAUUUUAUGUAAAUAUCCAAUCACAUCAACAAGGGCAUUUUCAUGAUUUGUGCAGGUACUAGUAAACCUGGUUUAAUUCACUUUUCAGCCAUGUUGCCUAGGUUAUCAAAAAAGGAGAUGAUGCUAGUAGCAGCUCUUUAAAAACUCUCAAGAUAGGAAAAGGUUGAUUCAUGUGUUCAAGUUAUAAUAUAUCUGUAUCCUUCCAACUAAGUUGUGCAAUUUAAUGUAUGGGUGAGUGUGAUGAAUGAGGAUGAAGUAGAAAUUUGAGAAGCUAGGACAUUACUAUACAGUAUUACAAAGUGAUACAAAAGUUAUAAAAAUUGAUAAAUAUUUUUAUGUCACAGUUUCUUGGAAGAAAAGUGACAAAAUGCUUUUUUGUGUGUUUAAUAAAUCAUGGAGUAAUUUGAUUUGUAGAUAAAAGUGCAUC
Messenger RNA from Saccostrea echinata, 5395 nucleotides. Its product is annotated as E3 ubiquitin-protein ligase RBBP6-like. The transcript has 19 exons. Gene Ontology annotation, molecular function: nucleic acid binding; zinc ion binding; ubiquitin protein ligase activity. Gene Ontology annotation, cellular component: nucleus. Gene Ontology annotation, biological process: ubiquitin-dependent protein catabolic process; protein ubiquitination; mRNA processing. Bases 168 to 4922 code for a protein of 1584 amino acids. NCBI's taxonomy places the organism in Eukaryota, Metazoa, Mollusca, Bivalvia, Ostreida, Ostreidae. The record is from RefSeq and is a predicted model, not a curated record.